AUGUUGUUAACCGCUGGCUACACCAAGGGUGGUGGUCUUGGUGCUGAGAUUAUUGGCACCUUUGUCCUUGUCUACACUGUUUUCUCAACCACUGAUGCCAAGAGAAACGCCAGAGACUCUCAUGUCCCAAGUUCUGAUUUUGUGCCUUUUUUCUCUUAUUUUUUUGGUGUGGUGGAACAGAUCUUGGCUCCUUUGCCAAUUGGGUUUGCAGUGUUCUUAGUUCACUUGGCAACUAUCCCCAUAACUGGAACUGGAAUCAACCCUGCAAGGAGUCUUGGAGCUGCAAUCAUCUUCAACAAGGACCAUGCUUGGGAUGACCAUUGGAUCUUCUGGGUUGGGCCCUUCAUUGGAGCUGCUCUUGCUGCUGUAUACCACCAGAUAGUCAUCAGAGCCAUUCCUUUCAAGUCCAGGGCUUGAUUUUCAAUCUCUUUCGAGUGUUGAGACACCUACUAGUUUUUUCUUUUCUUUCUUUUUCAUCUUUCUUCUCCUUUCUUUUCUGAGUCCUCUUACUUUUGUGUAUUGUAUUUUUGUGGUAGUGUGUUAAUUUGUGUGUACAUUAUUGAAUAUUUAUGAUGAAUUAUUUUUUUUUAACUA
Messenger RNA from Cannabis sativa, 594 nucleotides. RefSeq names its product aquaporin PIP1-1-like. Gene Ontology annotation, molecular function: water channel activity. Bases 1 to 417 code for a protein of 138 amino acids. The transcript has 3 exons. Gene Ontology annotation, biological process: response to water deprivation; transmembrane transport. The record is from RefSeq and is a predicted model, not a curated record. NCBI's taxonomy places the organism in Eukaryota, Viridiplantae, Streptophyta, Magnoliopsida, Rosales, Cannabaceae. Gene Ontology annotation, cellular component: vacuole; plasmodesma; plasma membrane.